Coregonus clupeaformis (lake whitefish) is the source of this 2381-nucleotide messenger RNA. RefSeq names its product bridging integrator 2. The coding region runs from base 315 to 1781 and encodes 488 amino acids. Gene Ontology annotation, molecular function: protein binding; phospholipid binding. The transcript has 13 exons. Gene Ontology annotation, biological process: phagocytosis, engulfment; podosome assembly; plasma membrane tubulation. Gene Ontology annotation, cellular component: plasma membrane; cytoplasm; phagocytic cup. The record is from RefSeq and is a predicted model, not a curated record. NCBI's taxonomy places the organism in Eukaryota, Metazoa, Chordata, Actinopteri, Salmoniformes, Salmonidae.
AAUACUUGUCCCUUUGGGCAUGGUACAUGGCUCUGCCCACCCCUAUCACACAUAAGUUGCACAGUAAGGCGUGUUCAAUGAAUAUUUUACCCAGGAGCCUACAGAUGGAGUGACAAUCGGCUCCAAAGUACAAGGGUAAAACUUUCCAAGAGCACAGACAGAUCACAGAGGAGCGGCACAAGAAGGCAAGUUAAGAAGCUUGUCAAGAAAUGUACUGAAUUUGUUGCAUUGACAAGGAAUGCCCAUUCAUCAGUGUCUACAGGGAUAAAGAAAAAAACUCAACAGGGAAAAGCAAGAAAAGAAAAGGGGAAAGUAUGUCAGAAGGCCACAGUCCAAAAGGAGGUGCUGGGGUCUUUGCCAAAAAAGUCCAAAGGCAACUGAGCAGGGGCAAGGAGAAAGUCUUGCAGAAGUUUGGAAAGACAGUGGAGACCAAAGAUGAAAGAUUUGAGCAAUGCCUCCUAAAUCUCACUGACCAACAGAUUGAUGGGAACCGGUUAUACAAAGAUCUAAAGCAUUACCUUAGUUCUGUCAAAGAAAUGCGGGAAGCUUCAAAACGGCUUUCCCAGUCUCUGUAUGAUGUCUAUGAGCCGGACUGGGAUGGAGAAGAGGACCUGGGGGCCAUUGUAGAGGGUGAAGACCUCUUGUGGAAUGAUUAUGAGGCGAAGCUGUUAGACCAGGCACUUCGUACCAUGGAGUCUUAUAUGAGCCAGUUCCCAGAUAUCAGGGAGAGGGUGGCCAAACGAGGCAGGAAGCUGGUUGACUACGAUUCCUCCCGUCACCACUUGGAGGCGAUGCAGAAUGCUAAAAAGAAAGAUGAUGUCAAAAUAGCCAAGGCAGCUGAUGAGGUGAACAUAGCCCAGAGUGUAUUUGAGUGCAUCAACAGAGAGCUGAGGGAUGAGCUCCCUGCUCUCUAUGACAGCCGAAUUGGAUGCUAUGUGUCAGUCUUCACAGCCAUCACAAAUUUGCGGGACACCUUCUUUAAGGAAAUGACAACGUUCAACAGUGAUUUGCAGAAUGUGAUGAAGGAUCUGAAGGAUCAGCAUCCAGACAAGGUAUUUGUCAUCAAGGGGUUGAAUCGGACUGGCUCUCUGAAUAGGCGAUCUCUCAUGUCCCCCAAGUCAUGGAAGGCCAGCUUCUCUGACUUCCAUCAGAGUUAUAGUCCAGGCAAGUCAGGCACCCUCACUAGAGACAGGUCCAGCUUCAGAUCCCCUAGUAGUCCUCGCUAUGAUGAGUCACUCACCAGCACCCCUGCAGUCUCCUCACGGCCCCUACCUAUUGAAGAGCCCUCCUCAGAGGCCAGAGACCUGGAUGCAGACUCCACCCGUAGUGAGGGUCCUACUGCAGAGAAGAAACCUGGGUCUGAAAGCAGGGAUGACACCACCAAAGAAGGGGCCUCCGGCAGUGGUCAAAAGUCAGGGGAAGAGAAACUGGCGGAGGAAGAAAAAGGCGUUAAAAAGAGAGCGUCUGAGCCUUCUUCAGACCAGCACUCCACCACAGAUAAGAAAGGAGAAGUAGAACGCCCUGCUGCAUUAACUGAGAGUACCUCCGAAGUGACAAACUCACAUGACUCAGAGAGUGUUGAGCUCCAGCUCUCGGCCAUAGACACCCCCCAGCUGACCUUAGAGAGCUCUGUGGCCCAUGAGGACUCUGGGGCCCAUGGUGUGCAGAACGGAGCGGCUACUGAUGGCUCUGAUUCUGACAUAGAGGCCACUGGGCUUGUCCAAAAGGCAGAAAAAUUAUAUAUCCAGGAGCCAGAGGAUGUGAAAAACACUGUGGUUUAAUGAAGGAUCUCUGAAGAAAAGAACUAGUUGUAGUAAUAAGGGAGAGGGGCUGAAUACUGCACAAGGGAAAUAGGAUAAAAAUGAAGAGCCUUCUCAAUAUUACAGUCGGGAAAUAAGAAUAUCUGCUGUUUCCACCAGCUGCCUAAGAUCUGAAAGCUCUUGCUUGUGGACAAUAUAUUUUCAAUAUAGCUGUUUUGUUUUUAUUAAUAAAAUGAAUGGUAUGCCUGUUUGUGCUUUGCAUAGGUUUGUGCCAAUAAUCCAAUAACUGUGUCACCCAAUUCUCUUUUAAUUUAAUUGUAGAGAAACAGCAAGUUCACUAAACUGUAAUUGACUUGAAUUGAAAUUCAGCGUUUGCAAAAUUGUAUAGAAAAUGUAAUAAAAAUCCAUAGAAAACAACCAUUUAUUUUCUGUGUGUGCUAAAUUGUACAUGGAGAACUUGGUUAUUGAUUAAACUAAUGUAUUUUUAUAAUGGCUUGUUGAGUGAUACUGCUGUAAUUGAAAAUCUCAAAUGACUGAAUGUAAAUCAAAGGAAACCUAGAGGUAUCUUUUGAUGAAUUUUGUAUUUCUAUACAAUUUCUCAUUAAAGUGAUAACAUCUCUG